GCCACAACUGUUGUUCGCUCGUCGUCGGGUUUCCAUCGUUUUUCGUCAAUAAUUUAGUGCAGUAAGUGCAGCUACUUUCGCGGCUAAUAAUCUACUGAUACUUCGAAGCCAACACGCUUAUCACCGCCAUGGCAAGCUGGGCUAACCGCCCUCCAAUCGGGGAUGUUUCCUCCACCGCCGUGAAUAACAAUCCCUCUUCGGUUCGGAAGAAAUGGAACCUUGAAGAUAAAAAGUCCUUGCGGAACCUGAAAUAUCACUUUGCCGAAGAUGGUUGUUCGGAGGUUCAGUACACGCUGGCCAAGCAGCUGCUUGAAGAGAAUGCCGAAACGGAGCCGGCCCACAAUCACGCCCAGGGAGUGCAUUGGCUGCUGCGAGCCGCCCAGCAAGGUCAUGAGCAAGCCAUUGAUUUGUUAAGCGACUGCUACCGCAGUGGUCGUGGAAUAAACGAGGCGAACGAGGAAGAUGUUAGGAGUUGUCUGGCGAUGAGUCCGGGGGAGAGAUCUGCCCGUAGAGCAGCUCAGGAAUUGUUUGCCUCGCUUUCCAACGGUGAAGAGUACGUAACAGCCGCUCAGUUGGAAAAGCGCAUGAGAGAGAUUUACAAAUUGGACAAAAAGAGAAAAAGAACCCGUCCGGAUGGAGCCGAAACCGGGGAGGAUCGCGUGGAAGCUAGUCCCGAUAGGAAUGGUUCCUUCAGCGGCAGUCGAAUGAAUAGGAGUUCCGGGCAGUUUCAACCGGUUAAUCACAUCUCAGAGGCGAAUUUGCUGUCCGCGGCAGUCAACUAUUCCAACGGUAGACUGCCGUUUGUUAGCAAUGCUCUCACUCUAUCGGUGCCAAAUCCUCAGAGCUUGGAUCACGUGCCCUGUUUCCACAGGCCAUUCUUUCACCCGAUAAUGUUCUUCUCGCUGCUGUACCACCGACUGUUGGCCAUGAUUGCACCCUUUCCGGGAUCAGGAUUUAACGGAAUUCAACUGAUUUUACUACUUGUCACAUACUCGCUUUUUGCCAGCGACAAUCUGGUCACUCUUGUCCCCGUUGGAGCGUAUUACCUGAGUCUGAUCGUGAUGGUUCUGUGCAGCUUCAAGAUGUUGAAGUCCAAACAUGACUUUAUCGAUUUCCGGAUGUGGUCCGGACUGUUUCUCCGGUACGGCGACGAGCAUCUCAAUACGAACGACUCGGAAAAUCAGUACCUGCGGAAUAAUCUCCGGCCGUACCUGUACUUUUUCGUGGCGUUCUUCACCAACGUGAUGCUUCAGCCCAACAUCAACGAUCAAUGGCUGCCGUUUUCGGAAAUCACCGUUGUUUCGUUCGUUCUGACCUUCGUCACUAUGCUGGCAUUCAUGUACACAUCGCAGGAUCCGUUUCCGGACUAUCUGAUUCUGUUCUCAUUCGGCUUGAACGUUCUGGCCAAGUACCCGUACGAGAUGGAUUCGGUGGUGACCACGGGAUGGCGGUUCCUGGAUUUGAAAGUGCCAGCUUUUUCGACGUUCGUCAUCGGAAAUGGAAUUGAGUUCUGCUUGAAUUGCCGUGCGCUGCUCUACCUGAUCAUUCCUGCAUUUCUGGCGUUCAUCGGUCGCAGGAACAGCUGGAGAGGAAUCUAUCAGUAUUUGAUUCCACAUUGCGUAACGCUAGCGUGGCUUCAGAUCUGUAUAAUCGGUUCGCAAUCGGCGACGAUGUUUGGUUUGGUCCGUGGAGCCUUGGGCCUGUCCGGACUGCUGCUGUUCCUGCCUCUGUUUGGUAUAGUGACACUUCUGAUACCGGUAUUCGCUACUAUUGAGUGGCUUUCUCUAACUGACUCCACCGUCCGGCUGUGGUCGUCGAUCAGCGCAGCCAUCAUUGCUAUUUUAAUUUCGUUCUACAUGGCCGCCUCCCGGCGAACCGAGAAGUACAUCACAUUCCUGCAGAUAGCGAUAUGUGUUAUAGCGACCAUAUUUCUAACCCUCCCGCACAUGAUGUCCAAUUUCGAAACGCUCCACGCUACGGAAGCUGGAUUGUAUGAAUCCGGUACCGUUUCCUCGUCCGAUGCCAAGAGUCCAACCAUGCCACCGAACAGUCUCAGCUGGGAAUCGUACUAUAAAUUUUGCCAUCAACCUGCAUGGGAUCGGUUGGGGAACAAGAUCAAAACGCAACUAAGAUGUGCCCAUCUAGAUGGAACGGCCGUUCGUUGGGAGGGAAACGUGAUCGAUCUGGAGAUUGCCAGCCGGAAGAACUUGCGCGCGGAUUUCAUACAAAGCUAUUUGCCAAGGUUUCUAGCCGAUCGGAUCGCUUGUUUCUACGGCGAAAGGGUGGAACCGGAAUGUGACCCCUCCGAAGACCACCAGCACUGUGAGGAGAUGAAGAAUUUCAUGCAACAACAGACCCGCUGCCACAUGGACAAAUGGAAUACAUACGAGUACGAACUCAAAGUUCGCAUGCCAUCGCUGGGACUGCUCUCCAAGCCCGCCGAGGUUACGCUGAAGGCGCAGCACGCCUUCGGAAACUUCACCCAGAGCCUGAACAACAGCGAUCGCAUUUGGUUCCUUGGAAUUCUCCGGAAUUUCCUGAAACCGGCAUCGGUGCACACUCCUCCGGCUGGUGGUGGCGAUCCUUCCGACGGAAAUUUCAACGACCUGCACAUGGAUCUCAGCGGUGCCGGUGCCGGGGCUCGGGUCGAUCGAAGCAACAUGCGCCUGGGACGGAAGAAUCCACUGGUCGAACUGCUCGCGAUCGGUUGCAUCAACUGCCAGGACCGGGAUCUGACAUCAAUGCACGUGGCCGACGGGUUGAAGGUAAAUGCACGGGUGCGCGACCUGCUGCGCGGAAUCAAGUACCUGCUGAAUGUGAUCUUCAAUCCGUUGGUGAUCUUCAAAUAAGAAACUGGAGAAAGUCAUUCGCCUUUUCUUUUUAUGUGGUCUGUCCUAAUCGUGUAAUGUUAAGUUUUCACGUGAGUUUAACCGAUAUCUGUACUGAGAGUUUCACUGAUUUACAUUUAGUUUUAUUUAUGAUUAGCUAGAUGACCUAGGUAGUCGUAGGAAGAGAGAUUGCAUUUACAAGAACGGUUGAGAGAGGAGAUAAUUCAUGUUUAGAUCAUUCGACUAAUGAAACUGCUGUGAACAAGUUAACACAAUAGAGGAGAAAACUGUUGUUA
Molecule: messenger RNA, 3124 nt
Organism: Ochlerotatus camptorhynchus
Lineage: Eukaryota; Metazoa; Arthropoda; Insecta; Diptera; Culicidae
Gene: wfs1
Product: wolframin ER transmembrane glycoprotein wfs1
Exons: 3
Coding region: 129-2849 (906 amino acids)
Biological process (GO): endoplasmic reticulum unfolded protein response; calcium ion homeostasis
Cellular component (GO): endoplasmic reticulum membrane
Molecular function (GO): protein binding
Source: RefSeq, a predicted model, not a curated record